This is a messenger RNA of Sorex araneus (European shrew), 1163 nucleotides long. It is a transcript of the gene PDCD2L, whose product is annotated as programmed cell death 2 like. The transcript has 7 exons. The record is from RefSeq and is a predicted model, not a curated record. Lineage: Eukaryota; Metazoa; Chordata; Mammalia; Eulipotyphla; Soricidae. Gene Ontology annotation, cellular component: cytoplasm. Bases 22 to 1110 code for a protein of 362 amino acids.
CUCGUCACGUGGCCGUCCAUCAUGGCGGCCCCGCGGAAACCGGUGCUGCUGGGGCUCCGCGAUGCCGCCGUGUCGGGCCGCCCCUCGGGGCCGAGCGCUUGGACGGCAAGCAAACUGGGCGGCGUUCCGGACGCCCUGCCCGCCGUGGCCGCGCCCGGGCCCGAGUGUGCGGCGUGCGGGCAGCCGCUGGCCCUGGUCGUGCAGGUGUACUGCCCGCUGGAAGGCUCCCCGUUCCACCGGCUGCUGCACGUGUUCGCGUGUGCCCGCGCGGGCUGCGGGGCGCGCAGCUGGAAGGUGUUCCGUUCCCAGAGCCUGCCGGUGCGAGAGAAGGCAGCGCUGGACCCGCAGGAAAAGGGCCUUGCAGCUGUGGACUGGUGUGAAGGUGCGGAUGACUGGGGAAGUGACAGUGAGGAGGCGUCUCCGUCGCAGCUCACUGUGGGUUCUGGAAGUGCUUCCAAUGGUGCCAGCGAUGUAGACUGGACUGGCCAGCUCCAGCACCUUCGCCUGCACGAUCCCGCCCCGGAAGCUGCUCUUCCCGCUGCUGCUCACGGGGAAAGGAAGGCCUUGCCCUCAGCAGAGCCGCAGUUCCUGCCCUAUUACAUCUGCGUGGUGGACGAGGAUGAUUACAGAGACUCGGGCGCUCUGGAUCAUGCUCACAGUCUCCUGCGGGAAUAUCAGCGGAGAGAAGGGAUUGACAUGGAAGAGCUGCUUUCCCAGAGUUUUUCUAGUAAAGAUAAUGAAAAAUAUGAGAAGACCACAAUCAAAAGUGGAGACAAGAUAUUUUAUAAAUUCAUGAAGAGAAUUUCUGUCUGUCAGGAGCAGAUUUUAAGGUAUUCCUGGAGCGGAGAACCUCUGUUUCUGACGUGCCCUCCCUCAGUUGUCUCUGACCUUCCUGCCUGCAGCCACUGUGGGGGUCAAAGGACAUUUGAGUUCCAGCUCAUGCCUGCCCUGGUCAGCGUACUCAGUGGUGCCCAUUCAGGUCUUUCUGUGGAAUUUGGCACAGUUCUAAUUUACACAUGUGAGAAGAGUUGCUGGCCUCUAAACCACCAAACUCCCAUGGAAGAAUUUUGUGUAAUGCAGGAAGACCCAGAUGAAGUCUUAUAUAAGUAGUGCAAUCCCUCUUAUUUAUAUGAAUUAAAAUGUACUCUAUUUGUGUGUAUUUA